UGAUUGCUACGUUGUAUAGCCCGCCACUAGACAUUCUGUGAGUUCCAAAAGAUGUGCUUAUUCUGUUGUCUGGUUUGAAAGUUGAAGAGUAAACCACCCCAUUUGCUUGAAUUCAUUCUGGAAGGUGAUGCCUGAAAAAAUGUGGUGAGGCUCCAUGCAUACAAUAGUUUUUCUUGGUGAUGAGGCACAUGACAGGCCCUCAAGAUCCUCUUGGAAUGCUAAAGUUCCGAGUGCUGUGAGAAGCCUGCAGACUUCAUGCUGCAUUCACAGUCUGUACAGGGAGCCACCCUUGGGUGAGCAGAAAUGUGUUUGAUGUUUCAGCAGCUAAUGACCUUCAAAGAUGUCACUGUGGACUUCACCCAGGAGGAGUGGGAUCACCUGGCCCCCGCUCAGAGGGACCUAUACAAGGAUGUGAUGCUGGAGAACUAUCAGAACUUUCUCUUUCUGGGGUUUCCAAUUUCCAAACCAGAAGUGAUCUCCCAGCUAGAAAUAGGGGAAGCAAGAUGGUUGAUGUUGGUGAAAGAAAUUCCAAGAAACUUCUCUCCAGAUCCUCUUUGUCAGAAGAGUACAUUUGAAACCAAGAACUCAACUCUAGAGGAGAGUAAUUUUAUGGGAGAAUCAUCCAUGAGAAGAUUUCCAGUGAAUACUAAUGAAUGUGGUGAAACCUUCAGGCAGAUGGAACACCUUAUUAUACAUCAGAGAAUUCAGACUGGAGGGAAAUCGCAUCAAUGUAAUGAAUGUGAAAAAGCCUUCAGCUGUAACUCAGGCCUUAGUGUACAUCAGAGAAAUCCAACUGGAGAGAAAUCCUAUCAGUGUAACCAAUGUGGGAAAACCUUCAAUUAUAACUCAUACCUUACUGUACAUGAAAGAAUUCAUACUGGAUUAAAACCAUAUAAAUGUACUGAAUGUGGAAAAGCAUUCAGAGAGAGGAGAUACCUUACAAUACAUCUUAAAAUUCAUACUGGAGAGAAAUCCUAUAAAUGUAAUCAAUGCGGGAAAGCCUUCAGCCAGAGGGGAAGCCUUAAUUUACAUCAGAAAAUUCAUACUGGAGAAAAAUCCUAUAAAUGCAUUGAAUGUGGGAAAGCCUUCAUCUCCUGUUCAGUCCUUACUAUACACCAGAGAAUUCAUACUGGAGAAAAACCAUAUAAAUGUAAUAAUUGUGAGAAAGCCUUUAGACAGAGAGGACACCUUACUGAUCAUCAGAAAAUGCAUACUGGAGAGAAAUCCUAUAAAUGUAAUGAAUGUGGGAAAGCCUUCAGAGAUAGGGGAUACCUUAUGAUACAUCAGAAAAUCCAUACUGGAGAGAAAUCUUAUUUAUGUAAUGAAUGUGGCAAAGCCUUCAGAGAGAGAGGCCAUCUUACUAUACAUCAGAAAAUUCAUACUGGAGAGAAAUCCUAUAAAUGUAAUGAAUGUGGGAAAGCCUUCAGGCAGAAAGGGAACCUUGCUGUACAUCAGAAAAUUCAUACUGGAGAAAAACCAUUUAAAUGUAAUAUAUGUGGGAAAGCCUUCAGGGAUAAGGGAUAUCUGGUUGUACAUCAGAGAAUUCAUACUGGAGAAAAACCAUUUAAAUGUAAUGUGUGUGAAAAAGCUUUCACAGAUAAGGGAUACCUUACUAUACAUCAGAAAAUUCAUACUGGAGAGAAAUCCUACAAAUGUAAUGUAUGUGGGAAAGCUUUCAGAGAUAAGGGAUACCUUGCUGUACAUCACAGAAUUCAUACAGGAGAAAAACCAUUUAUAUGUAAUAUAUGUGGGAAAGCCUUCACAGACAAGGGUUACCUUACAAUACACAUGAAAGUUCACACUGGAGAGAAGUCCUAUAAAUGUAAUGAAUGUGGCAAAUCAUUUAGCUCCAACUCAGGCCUUACUAUGCAUCAUAGAAUUCAUACUGGAGAGAAACCGUAUAUAUGUAAUGAAUGUGGAAAAGCCUUUAGACAGAGGGGAACCCUUAAUGAUCAUCAGAGAGUUCAUACUGGAGAGAAAUCCUAUAAAUGUAAUGAAUGUGGUAAAGCCUUCAAAGAAAAGAGAUAUCUUACUAUACAUCACAGGAUCCAUACUGGAGAGAAGUCUUAUAAAUGUUGUGAGUGUGGGAAAGCAUUUAGACAAAAAGGAAACCUUGCUGUACACCAGAGAAUUCAUAUUGGAAAAGAAUCUUUUUAAUUCAGAAAAUAUGAAAAAAAUUUAGGUACAAGACAUUCUUUGUUUAGAGAGAACCUCAUUCAGUCAGUGUACACUCAGCAUAUAAAAUCUUUCACUUAGAAAGGAAAAGUUGCCAAAUAUUAAAUCAGGGAAUUAUUAGAUGUGAAAUUUGAAACCUAGACCCUUUAAAAUUUUAUAGAUGGCAGAGUUGAUGGAUAGGAAGUCAGCU
This is a messenger RNA of Gracilinanus agilis (Agile Gracile Mouse Opossum), 2365 nucleotides long. Its product is annotated as zinc finger protein 665-like. Gene Ontology annotation, molecular function: DNA-binding transcription factor activity, RNA polymerase II-specific; RNA polymerase II cis-regulatory region sequence-specific DNA binding. Lineage: Eukaryota; Metazoa; Chordata; Mammalia; Didelphimorphia; Didelphidae. Bases 304 to 2157 code for a protein of 617 amino acids. The record is from RefSeq and is a predicted model, not a curated record. Gene Ontology annotation, biological process: regulation of transcription by RNA polymerase II; central nervous system development. Gene Ontology annotation, cellular component: nucleus. The transcript has 3 exons.